AUAAGUCUUAGGCCCAUAAGGAUAACAUUGCUUCUGUACCCAAACAGAAUUGCAAAAAUUUCAAAUCGGAGAAGGGAUAAAUCGACGACGACUGUUUCUCUCACAUAGACUAACCUUAGUCGUCGUCUCCGGCAGAGAAAUUUAGGUGAAGUAAAGAGAAAGAUCGAAUCCGAUUGAGAGAUGGAGAAGUCUGUGGAUCUAGUACCGGCGAUGGUUGUAUUUCUCGCCGCAGUUCACGUUAUCGCCUUGGUUUACUGGAUUUAUAGAUUGGCCUCUGAUCGUCCACCUCAGAGAAAAAAAUCUCAGUGAGGAAACGUCGAUUUCGACUGCGAUUCAUCGAUUGGUGUGUUAUUGUUUCCGAUCUGAUUUUGCGUUUAUAGGCGUUUUUGUGAUUUGUUAAGUUUUGAUGACGACUUUGUCACUGAGUAUUUUAUUUGGAAUUGAACUUUUAGUUUCGACAUACCCGCGUAGUAGGGAUUGGCUAUGGAAAAAAAAAAUCUUUGCUCAAACAUUAUUGUUAAUGAAGGAUGUGUUCUUUG
Messenger RNA from Arabidopsis arenosa, 539 nucleotides. The record is from the annotation of a GenBank genome assembly. Lineage: Eukaryota; Viridiplantae; Streptophyta; Magnoliopsida; Brassicales; Brassicaceae.